Messenger RNA from Drechmeria coniospora, 273 nucleotides. RefSeq lists its product as uncharacterized. The record is from RefSeq and is a predicted model, not a curated record. The transcript has a single exon. The coding region runs from base 1 to 273 and encodes 90 amino acids. Lineage: Eukaryota; Fungi; Ascomycota; Sordariomycetes; Hypocreales; Ophiocordycipitaceae.
AUGCGAAUCCAGCGAGGCAAACAUCGCCAAUGGCCACUUCGUCUAUCCACCGUGCCGGACAACCUCUGGUGGAGAAAAAGCGUCAAGCGAGCCGAAUGUUUGCAGGGCGAAAUUGGUGGGCUGCUCGAGUUGUCUCCGAUGAUCGAGGAGCACAUGGCCACGGAAGAAUCCGUCACCGACGAUCUUGCCAUAUGCUUGCUUCCGUCGCGUGCCACUCGGGAAGAGCACGAGAGCGACACUGACCAGUCAUCUCGGCAGUCGCCCAUGGUGUGA